This is a messenger RNA of Durusdinium trenchii, 627 nucleotides long. Lineage: Eukaryota; Dinophyceae; Suessiales; Symbiodiniaceae. The record is from the annotation of a GenBank genome assembly.
CUGAUCCCCACGCCCCGAGCGACGUGAAUGCUUAAGAGCUUAGGGGUAGCCUCCAAUACUGAUGUGAAGAGGCGCUCUGCCAAACAGAAACACCUCCCCUGAACAGCUCUCGCUCACGGCUGGAUUCCUGCGGCAUGACCAGCUUUGCCCCGAAAGGGCCGCAUGUUUGGGCGAGGAUUUUUGGCUCAAGAUCUUUUCCAAAGCCUUUCAGUUCGCAAGCCCGUUGCCGCUAUAUAGCUGUUUGCAAGAUGUCCGUCAGUGCUGAGGAGGUGGCUAAGCACAAUAAGGACAGCGACUGCUGGGUGAUUGUGGGUGACCAAGUGCUUGACGUCACGGCUUUUCUGAGUGAACAUCCCGGCGGCAAAAAAUCCAUUAUGAUGUUUGCCGGCAAAGAUGCGACGGAGGAGUUUGACAUGCUCCAUGAUCGCAAGGUCAUCAAGAAGUAUGGCCUGGAUGAGGGCACAGUUGUGCUGAAGGGCACCAUCAAGAAGUGAAGAAGUGAGGGGAGCUUGUUUGCGCUGCAAGUGCUGCAGCCUCCUCAUUUGAUUGCACACUUGUCACUUGUCUCAGCUUGUGCUGUUGUGGCAGGUUGCACUACAGACACACCAGCGGUGCAGUUUGAAAGAA